Ilex paraguariensis (yerba mate) is the source of this 541-nucleotide messenger RNA. The record is from the annotation of a GenBank genome assembly. NCBI's taxonomy places the organism in Eukaryota, Viridiplantae, Streptophyta, Magnoliopsida, Aquifoliales, Aquifoliaceae.
GCUUUGCAUGGAAAAGGCUUUAGAGGGCGAUUCUCCCUUAAGGAAGAAACCACAACUUACAUAUUCCCAAUCAAAGGAUUUCUAUCCUUUCUACUAGCCUCUCCUUCACUAUUGUUGGUGAGAAGAAGGCUUGUCAAAGCCAAUUCCACGAGCUCCAAGCUAUGAUUGAGAAGGUAGAUUCUGAGCUAAAAUCUUUUGAAGAAAAUCUCCAACUGGAGAAGGAGGAGCAUGAGAAAACUAAUAGAUCCUUCGUCGAGUUGCUAACAACCAAGGAUGAGUUGCAAAGGAAGCUCUCUACUUCUGAUACCACUGCCAAAGAAUCUUUAAAAAGGGCUGAUAAGUCUGAAGAGGAGAACAAGGUCAUCUCCCUUAAGGUCACCAAGCUCUCUACUUCUUUGGAGCAAAAUGGGGCUGAGCUCACUGCCUUAAUAGAAUCCACCAAGAAGUCCGCUGUGGUGGAGUACAAAGAAUCUAGUGAUUUCAACAAGGAGGUCUUGGAAUAAAACAUGGUGGCUUGAGGACUUCAAAAAAUGUGAUAGGG